Clarias gariepinus (North African catfish) is the source of this 6707-nucleotide messenger RNA. It is a transcript of the gene sema4ab, whose product is annotated as sema domain, immunoglobulin domain (Ig), transmembrane domain (TM) and short cytoplasmic domain, (semaphorin) 4Ab. Gene Ontology annotation, molecular function: semaphorin receptor binding; chemorepellent activity. The record is from RefSeq and is a predicted model, not a curated record. Bases 385 to 2838 code for a protein of 817 amino acids. The transcript has 15 exons. NCBI's taxonomy places the organism in Eukaryota, Metazoa, Chordata, Actinopteri, Siluriformes, Clariidae. Gene Ontology annotation, biological process: negative regulation of axon extension involved in axon guidance; neural crest cell migration; semaphorin-plexin signaling pathway.
CAUAACAGCGUGGGCGCGCGAGCGGCGGCAUGGAGUGUGUUUACCGCGAAUAAAAUGGCGAGGAUUGAAGCUCUGAGCGCUGCGUAGGUGCACGGACAGGCGGUGUGUUCACUAUUUUGUCUUAUUUCUUUUGGAAUCGCUUUGCAAAGGUAAAGCAGAAGUUUAGGGGCCACGUCGGAGUAACGAUAUCUAGAAAAAAGCCGAGUGGAGAGAGGACACGGCGGGGGAGCCACGCAUGGACCCAUGACAUGACGGCGCUGACUUCCUGUGGGCCGUGCAAGCGGCGCGCAAGCUCGUAUUGGACAGACGCAGAAAGACACGGCGGCGCCGAGACGAACGCUCUCAGAUAGUGCACCUGCUCAGCCUCGUCCUCAUCCAGGCAGGAUGGUGUCCACACAGGCACGGCUCCUCGCCGUCAUCCUCGUCUUCAUCAGCAGCAGCAGCAGCAGCAGCCACGCUCAAAUAAUCCCCCGUGUCACCUUUCCUCUCGACAGUCCUGGUCGCCCCUUCACGAUCUUCUCCCUCCCUGAUGUUUCCAACACCACCACGCUCCUGCUGAGCGCCGAUGAGGAGACGCUGUUCGUGGGAGCGAGAGACGCCAUACUGUCCCUCAGUAUCAGCAAGUCAGGAAGCCUGCAGCUCAACAAGAAGAUUGACUGGUCACCCACGGAGAGCAAUGUGAAGGAGUGCAGCAUGAAGGGCACGGAUAAGGCUGACUGUUGGAACUUCGUGCGAGUGCUGCAGGUUCUGAACUCGACUCACAUGUUCGCGUGUGGAACGUUCGCCUUCAGUCCUCUCUGCAGUUACAUCAGCUCGGAGACGUUCUCGCUGGUCACGAAUCCCAGCGGCAAACCCGAGGAGGGCCGAGGUCGCUGCCCGUACAACCCCUACCACAAGAACACCGCCAUCACUGUGGAUGGAGAACUUUACACCGCCACAGUGGCAGACUACAGAGGGAAUCAUCCCGUCAUCUCUCGCCACCUGAGUGAAGGUGACCAUGUGGAUAUGAAGCUGGACGACACACAAGGCUGGCUAGAAGAACCCACCUUCAUCAGCUCCACGCACAUCCAGAGCGAGGGGAAGGUCUACUUCUUCUUCAGCGAGCUGGGCCGAGAGUACGAGUUCAUCGAGAAGUUCACGGUGUCUCGCGUGGCUCAGGUUUGCACGAGUGACGUAGGAGGACAGCGGACUCUGCAGCGGCGAUGGACGACCUUCACUAAAGCCCAGCUUCUGUGUAAGGCCAAUGGAGAGCUGCCCUAUAACGUCCUGCAGGACAUGACCACGCUGCGGCCAGCAGAGGGCGACAGCGACGACAACACGCUUUUCUACGGCAUCUUCAGCUCCCAGUGGUCCGGGAACUCGGGUCGCUCCGCGGUGUGUGUGUUCAACCUCAAAACCGUCAAAGCCGCGUUCGCGGGAAGCUACAAGCAGCUGAACAGGGACACGCUGAAAUGGAGCUCACGCAGACAGGAGAAGAUUGCUAAUCCUGGAGAGUGCGGUCUCCAUAACGCCUCGGAUACCGCGCUCCGCUUCAUCAAGGAGAACUUCCUGGCGGAUCAGAGCGUGUCUCCGGGCAGUCAAGGGCCGGCGCUGGUGUCUUCUGACCGUCGCUACAGCAACAUCGCGGCUCAGAGAGUGGAGGGAGCUGGCGGGCAAAAGUACACCGUCCUGUACCUGCUCACAGAAAGCGGCUUCCUGCACAAGGCCGUGCUGGUGGAGGGCAGAGCUCACAUCAUAGAGGAGAUCCAGGUGUUGAGGCAGCCUCAGCGCGUCAGGAGUCUCCUGCUCUCCGUCUCACAGGGUGCAGUGUUAGUGGGCUCCUCAGAGGGCGUGGCCUCGGUUCCGGUCUCCAGCUGUUCUCACUACAGGACCUGUGCUGAGUGUGUGUUAGCCAGAGACCCGUUCUGUGCCUGGGACUCGACACACCAAGUGUGUGCUCUCGUCUCAUCUAUCAAAGACCAGGCUGGUCAGGAUGUCGAGGGAGGAAACGUGUCCAAAGUGUGUUCGAGCUUCACCACACUGCUUCCCAGAGGACGGUCCAUAGCCACUAAUGCUUCUCCCAGUGUGCAGCAUGUUCCGGUGUCUCUCGAUGAGGUGGUGCAUCUCUGCUGCACGUCUGAGUCCCAGCUGGCACGGCUGCACUGGGAGCGACUCGGAGGCGAACUCUCGUCAAUCAUCUACUUCGAGAAGGAUCUCAAUCUCAGUUUCCUGGCCACGCCUCGUACGCUGGGCAGAUACGCGUGUAAAGCCACGGAGAACGACUUCACCCAGACGCUUGGCGUUUACGAUGUCGUCCAGAAGGAGGUCUCGACCCUUCAGCCGCCCUCCACGUCCACCCCGACUCGCAUCCCUGAGAUCCCUGAAAUAGAUCCGACGACUCCGGCGAUGGUCGAGGAGACUCCUGAGGCUCCCGAUGAUGAGGAGGAAGAGAAGCAGCCUGAGAUGAACCCGGAGAAGACGACUCCGAGAAUGAGCGUGACCAAAGUCAUGCUGGGCUCCGGUCACGACGCUCCCGCUGACGGCUCGAUCAAUAUGCUGCAGCGGGACAACGGAGUCAGCUACCUAAAGGAGCUUGUUGCGGUCUCGGUGCUCUUAGCCAUGUGCAUCUGCGCGCUCGUCCUGUUGGCGGCGUACAUUUUGAGGUUGAGCUUUCAUAGCAGGACGGCGCCGCAUUUGCCCUGGUUGCGUAGAGACACGGCGACGACAGAGGGGGGUACGGAUCAGGAGAGGGCGUCGCUGAAGGGGGAAUCGCCUCAACAGGAGAAACAGAAAUCUCCGUUUGACAGCAAGAGCAUGUCAAACGGCUCCAACGGCCACCUACCGAACAUUCCCAUCUGAUCCCCAAACACGAGACUUUACCGCCGCCCUGCGCUUUUAGCCAACGAAUUAGAGCUUGUGUGGAUUUCCCGCAGCUUCGCCUUCCUGAGCCAGCACAGAGCUAAUCCUGUCUGCUUCUGUCGUGUUGAUUGACGGCUGAACGAUUGAACUUUUUGAACGAGAUCAAAGUCUUCUACGAGAUGUGGAGUCGAGAAAAACUUAACCAUGUUUGGAUCCUGUGAAAGGCGCAAAAGGCGAGCUAGGAGCGAUUACGAGCGCGAAUCCAGACGAUGCCGCAGCCGCUUGUGGUUCAUAUCAAAGCUCUCGUUCAAAUAGAUUAACUUUUUAGCAGAAAACGUACUACAGCAGAUGCCACGCAUGAUCAAAAACUAACAAGCUGUUUUUGUUUUAUUUUUUUUUUCCCUGGAAUGGUGUUAUUUAAUGACGAACGUCUAAAACUGUUGCUCUGGUGAAUCUUUCUGUACAAAGUUUGUUUAAGGUUGCAGUUCAUCAGUAAUGUUUUUAAGUCAGGAAAGAGAGACUGACGAGGGAACGAGUGUUUAUCGCUGCUAUAAUGUAACGGAGAACAGGAACGUUUUGCAGACGUUCCGCGACGUGUGACGUGAGAAUGGACGCAUCACGGUACGCGGUAGUUCGGUAUCUCCGCUGUCACUCCAAUAGCCUGGUUACUUUUUUCUAUACUUUGGCUUUCGCUCUAAACAAACCGCGAUUUAAUGUUGAUUGCCGUUUUUAACGGCUGGUUUUUGGUACGUCGCAGAUAAACUGUAGUUAACUGUAGCGGAGAGAACUCGGCUAGUUCCUGCUUCGUUUAGCGCCAAAUGCACAAGCAAUACCACGCUGUAAACACCAGCUCAUGCAGGUUCAAUCCCAAGGGUUGUGCCAGGGAGGGCAAUCAGUUGGUCCUCUGUGGCGACCCUUCAACAGGAGCAGGCGAAACAUCAACAAUGUCGUAUACAUUAUUUGGUGGAGGGAAGUUCAAGUCAAACCAGAACUUUUGUGUGCAGGAACUCCUUUAAUGGUCCAGACAUGUGAAAAUGGCUUGAAGCGAGGUCAGGGCGAUACAAGGGUUGUAGCAGGUCAUUUACAAACGUACGGCCUCCUUUAAAACGAUUGCACCUUUCAAAUGUUUUACUGCGACUAAGAAUGUUUUCACAUUAGGACACCAGACUUGUUUCCAGGAAGACUUGGCACCAAAGUCUGGUUCAUUUUGAUCAGUGAGAAAUGGAACCAAUCGUACACAAGAACAGAAGUAAAUCUUUCCCGUGUGCAUGCAGCAAAUGGCAAACUCAUCCUCGAACUUACACAGCCAUAGCUGAUUCAGUAGGAAGGCAUGUGCGAGCGUGAUUUUUGCCUUUUUCUCCGAAAUAUCAUUAAUAUUAGGCACAGCGCAAAGGAUAACUUCCUAUUUUUCUGGUGUUUAACGGCAGAUUACAAUCGAAGUAGGUGCAUACUGCCACCUGCUGUAUCGGAGGAUUUAAAUAUCAAAGCGGACCCGAGUACAGAGAGCAAAAAAAACAACGCGAACGCUUUUGAAGUAGCUUGGAAGAAAACAGUCCUCGGUAAAUAUCAAUCGCUUUUACGCCGUCAUUCACCAGAUAUUUCUUCAUAAGUCCUGGUUUGACAUGAACACCCCUAAUGAAACAAUCCUACAGUACAAAACAACUACUUAACAAAUUAUUUAAACAAAACAAUAAAAUUAUACAAUUAUAAAAGUCAAUAAUAACAGUUCUAACAUUGUGUUAAAUGUGUCUUAGAGUAUGAAAAUAUAAAUACCAUAGAAAUGAAGAUCUGUUUAUUGUUGACGUCUUUAUGAGAAUAGCCAACACAUCGCUGAAAUGGUUACUAUUUCUAUUUUUACGUAGCUGAUGAGCGCCGAACAAUUUUUACUUUUUACAUUAAUCUGCACUUUCUUAAACUUCAGUAAAGUUCUAGCAGCUAGGCGAAGAGGGCGGUCAUGCGGUACGUCCUGAUGACGACGGCGUUGAGCUCACGCUUAACACUGUUUCCUGUGAACAUGUCUCAUGGCACAUAAUUCGAAUGAAUGUCAUUCACCGUGAGAUGUUAUGAGAGACAUUUUGUAAAUAUUUUCUUAAGGUACGCUCCUUUCAUACCAAAACCACUCGGAGGAAAAAGUCUCCAAACUCAAAAUCGUAAUUUUUAGCACCACUUCCGGGACUCAUGACUUCUGAGCUGAGAUGACAAAUAAAACAUUUUUAUAAAAAGUAACUGCAGUAUUUUUUUUUGUUUUUGUUUUUGUGAUAAACUUGUAGCUUCUAGACAAAGUGCUUUAUGUUUAAAGUAAAGUGACUGCAGGUUCCUGUGCUGGAUUUAAAUUUUGCAGUAUUGUUCUGUGUUUUUUCUGUCUGUCUGUAUGUAUGUUACGUUAACAUUACAGAAUUGUUAAUAUUAUGAUAAAGUCUCCGUACACAAGACGUAUAGUACAGCAGAUUUCAAUCCUGUUUAUUUAGCUUUCGCUCGUUCUGGUCUGUGAGAAAUCGCUGCUGACGGCACUUUGGUAGCAAAUUUAUAAAUUAAAUAUAAUUUAAUGCUUCUUAAUGAUGAGACUGUCAGAGGACAGGGUGAUACCGGGACGCCCGGAAGUCUGGAUCCACAGGCGAGACAAAUUAUUUAUUUAUUUAAAAGUGUAAAUUAUAGCAUCCUCUUAUACGCUCAAAUCGGUGGUAAACAUUGUUGAACAUCUCUUAAUGAUUCCAAACUGAUGUUCCAUGCAGAGAUGAUUUCCUCCUUUAGUCCUGGUACGAUUCCGAUUCAGGCCACUGACUUCAGAUCAGCCCAAAGGAAACAACUGAGUCUUUUAUCAUUAGUUUUAAAGCCAUCUUAAAAGAGUAGCAAUGUUAAAGGCCUGUGGGUCGAGACUUUUGGGCCACUCUGUGUACGUGGACUUUAAUUAGUGUGCACCUUUUUUUUAUACUUGAGCUGUAAAUAAAUCUAUAUAGUAAUACAACGAGUGUUCGAGUCAAACCGGGACUUUGUGAGGGUAAAAAUCCCCCUUACUUUUUGAUAUAAUCACUAAUGCACUUAUCCCAGUGUUUCACAAGUGCUUGCAUACCAAAGUUUUCUCAGUACGUCAAAGCCAUGAUCGGACCUGCCUGUCUGAUUUACAUCUGAAACGCCGGCCUCCCAGGAAGUGAGCUUGGAGUGAGAUCAAACAGAUGAGAAAAUUUUGUUACAAGUCCCAGUUUUGACUUGAACGCCCCUUGUAUAUAGUACUAGAUUCUAGACUGGGAUGAUUUUGAAGAGUAAAGGAAUAUGAACAUGUUUGAAAUAAGGGUUCUUAAAAGUUUAACUUUUUUUUUUGGUUGUUGUUUGUUUUUGUAGAGCCAAUUCAUUUUGUUCUUGUUAAACACAACAAGACCAGUCAGAACUUUUAUCAUAAUAAUUUACUGUUUUAUCUUCCGCUAUUUCUACUGUGCAGCAUCUCAUUGGUUCAAAGCUGCAGACAUGACUUUAAAAAAUAGUGAUGGUGGUGAUGAUGCCUUUUUAUAUUUGGUGAGGACAACCAUCUGAUCAAACCAGACUUUACCUGGAGCUCCAUCACUGCCCUAACACACCGUCUCGUGACAGUGUGAUUAUUAUUGUUACGUACAGUAUAAACGAGUAUCCGCACCAGUCUACGUCUGCCUGUUCGUAUUUAAGAGGAUUGGACUGGAUCCUAACAUGUGAACUGUGAUUUGACAAAAACUUUUUUUGCCAUUUUAACAGACUUGGUACGUUUUUGACUUUUUUUCCCCCCCAGUUGGGAUUAGGGGAGGAUAAAAUCAACUCACCACUGUUUAAAAGAUUACUGAUAUAUUUUUGUACUAAUAUCUCUUAUGUAAAUCUGUAUUUUAAAUAAACAUUUAAAUUCA